AUGGUACAACAAGGAAAAGGCAGUAGUAUCGAGUCAAAAGUUCAAAAUGUUACCCCAACGCUACCACACCUUGUCGACCUUAGCGCUAAAUGCACAUUAAUUAAACAAUUAACUUCGGAAAUAUUACAAAAAGCAGAAAAAAAUCAAAAUUUUUCGUCGGAUCCAUCAACUGAUGGAAUAAAAUCACAACUUGCCAGUUCAUUUAUACAACUUAGAUCACUUAAUCGUAAGUCUAAUUUAGAAAAGAAUUCGGGCAAGUUUGCUACGCAGGAAGCGAAAUUGGCUAUGGAUAAAAUUCAUCUACAAUUGCAAGAUCUCAAUUAUAUGAAAAACUAUCUUCAAAGAGAGAUUCGCAAAUGUCGAUCAUUUAGAUCCAUAUAUCAAAAGGUUCCUCUUUUGUCAGAAGAGGAAUUUUUAAAAAAUGCGUCUGAUGAAUUAACGGCUCAAUUGCCCAAAGGAGCUACAAAAAGACAACAACAACAUCAUAGAAUGCUUCAACGAUUGAAUCAUGAGAAAGAAGAGCGUUUAAGGUUGCAAGAAGUUUUACAUAACAAGUUGAAAAGAAAGAUGGAAUUAGGAGAUAGUAACUUGGCCAAGAAAUCAAAGAUUGAACAAGUUCACAAAGAGUUUGAGACAUUUUUAAAGGAGGCAAUUCCUCUCAAGAAAUUAUUAGUUACGGAAGAGGCCGAGAUCAAAAUGGAGACUGAAUAA
Molecule: messenger RNA, 711 nt
Organism: Funneliformis caledonium
Lineage: Eukaryota; Fungi; Glomeromycota; Glomeromycetes; Glomerales; Glomeraceae
Source: the annotation of a GenBank genome assembly